AUGAGUAUAGAAGGAUUGAAACAAAUUAAAUUACUUUUAAUUGGAGAAACAGGUGAUGGUAAAAGUUCAUUAGGUAAUUUUAUUCUUAAAAAUGAUGUUUUUAAAGUAAGUGAUAGUAAUAAAACAGUUACAAAAUACACUGGUGGGUACUUUGGAGAAGGAGAUAGAAGUGAUGUAUUUGUUGUUGAUACUCAUGGUCUUAAUGAUAGUAGUGGAUUUGAUAAUAAAAAUAUUCAAAAUAUUGUCAAUUGUGUUAAAGCUACAGGAUUACAAGGAAUUAUAUUAACAAUGAAUUAUAAUGUAGCAAGAUUUUCUACCAAUCUUAAACAAGUUGUUAAAGUUAUAUCUGAUAUUUUCCCAUUAAAAGACAUUUGGAAACAUGUAUGUAUUGUAUGGACUAAAUGUUAUAACUAUUCACAACCAGAUGAAGAUGAUGAUAAUACAAGAACAGAAGAAGAAAUAAUAAAAUUAAUCAAAUGGGCAAGACGAUUAAAACCAAUUGAUAAAGAAGAAAUCAAUAAAUUAAGUGGUGAAUAUAAAGAAAUUAAAUAUGAAGAAAAAGAAGAACGUGAAAAAAUAGAAGAAACAAAAUAUAAUACAACAUAUAAAAUAACAAAAUAUAUAAGAUGUAAGAAAGUAAAGAAUAGUGGAGAAGUUAUUUAUGGUGAAAGUACUGAAUUUAACAGUAGAAUUAUAACAGAAAACAAAACUAAUAAAGAAACAUCAGAAUGUGUAGUGAUGUAA
Molecule: messenger RNA, 744 nt
Organism: Entamoeba dispar SAW760
Lineage: Eukaryota; Evosea; Mastigamoebida; Endamoebidae
Product: aig1, putative
Exons: 2
Coding region: 1-744 (247 amino acids)
Molecular function (GO): GTP binding
Source: RefSeq, a predicted model, not a curated record